ACAUCACAAUUUUCACUUAUUUUCCAUUUCUGAAGAUAACUGGCAGUAGAUGACAUAAUUAUCUUUUGACUCCUCUGACAGCGGCAUCUUGCUAAAAACAACAACAGCCUCAGUUGUUGGAGAUAUGCGUGCGAAUGAUAGAUAAAAAAAAGGAGGUAGGUCGGUCAAAGGUAUAAAUUCCAGGGCUAAAAAUGAGUCCCUCUCGGGCCCUGCGUCAGACUGGGUGUGUUGGUAAGAAAAGACAAACUGACAGGACGAGAACUCGAGUCAGGAUCAGGAUCUUGAACCCUGCAGCAAUAUGAAGAAAGUGUUUUUAUUUGUUUCUUUCGUAUUCAUUUUGGACGGUGUGUUUGGGGACAUGGAAAAAGUCUCAGUGAAGGAGGGAGAUUCUCUCACUCUACACACUGAUGUCACUGAAAUACAGAGAAUAUUUUUCUUGAUGUGGAUGUACGGAUCUCAAAACACUAUCAUUGCUAAAAUCGAUGGGAAAACUCAGGCAGUCUCAUUAUAUGAUGUUGAUGAUGGGAGGUUUGAAGACAGACUGCAGCUGGACAAUAAGACUGGAUCUCUGAGCAUCAGUGACAUCAGAACCAAACACUCUGGAGAUUAUCAUCUAAAGAUCAUCAGCGACGAGACCUACCUCAAAACUUUCAGUGUUACUGUCCAUGAUGUGAUUUUUGCAGGGUUAGAAAACAAGAAAGAAGGAGAUUCUGUUACUCUACACACUGGUGUUACUGAUUCACAGAAACAUGAUCUAAUACAGUGGACAUUUGGACCUACAAAUCCAGACAGCGUUAUAGCUGAAAUGAACAUUAAGAUUCAUGAGAUCACACUGAAUUCAGAUGAUAUAUUCAGAGGAAGACUACAUCUGGAAAAUCAGACGGGAUCUCUCACCAUCAGAGACAUCAGAACCUCAGACGCUGGAGUUUAUCAACUACAGAUCUCCAACAGUAAAGAAACACUCUACAAGAGAUUCAAUGUUUUUGUCGCUGUUCCAGAUCCGGGUCUGUCCACUGGUUAUAUUGUGCUCAUUUGUCUUUGUGUCCCGCUGUUAGUGGCUGUAGCUUUGGGUGUAAUGUGCUACAUGUUAAAAUACUCUAAAAAACGAAAAGAAAAGAAAAUGAUGUCAGUGUCGGAGGGAAAUUCCAUCACGCUGAACACAGGUGCAACUAAAAUCCAGAGAGACAAUGAAGUGCUCUGGAUGUUUGGACCUCAAGAUACAGUCAUCGCUCAGAUCUACAAAAAGGCUGGUAACAUCUCAUACACCGAUGAUGAGCGAUUCAGAGACAAGCUACAGCUGGACCAUCAGACUGGAGAUCUGACCAUCAGCGACAUCAGGAUCCCAAUCUCUGGAGAUUAUCAGAUGAAGAUCACUGGCAGCAAAGCAAAAAAUAAGAGAUUCAAAGUUAUUGUACGAGAGGACACACAAAAAAUCACGGAGGGAGAACCUGUCCAUCUGCAGACCGGUGUCACUGAACUACAGGAAGAUGAAGAGAUACUGUGGAUGUUUGAAGAUGCCAUCAUAGCCACAGUUAAUAGAAAGAGCAGUGACAACAGCAUCUACAAUGUUAACAACGGGAAAUUCAAACGCAGACUGCGGCUGGAUGAACAAACUGGAGAUCUCACCAUCAUGAACACUAAAAGCACAGACUCUGGAGUUUACGAACUGCAGAUCAAGAGCAGCAAUGAAGUCUCCUACAAGAAAUUCAAUGUUCUGGUUUGCUUGAAUAUGCUGAAACAUACAGUGGGAGAUUCUGUCACUCUACAAACUGAUGUUCCUGAGCUGAGGAAUGACGGCAGGAUACUGUGGAAGUUUAGCGAUAAAGACAUUUUAAUCGCCGAACUCAACCGAGCCAACAAUCAGACAUUAUUCUAAUA
Molecule: messenger RNA, 1878 nt
Organism: Cyprinus carpio (common carp)
Lineage: Eukaryota; Metazoa; Chordata; Actinopteri; Cypriniformes; Cyprinidae
Source: RefSeq, a predicted model, not a curated record